Juglans regia (Persian walnut) is the source of this 5598-nucleotide messenger RNA. RefSeq names its product UDP-glucose:glycoprotein glucosyltransferase. Lineage: Eukaryota; Viridiplantae; Streptophyta; Magnoliopsida; Fagales; Juglandaceae. Gene Ontology annotation, molecular function: UDP-glucose:glycoprotein glucosyltransferase activity. The transcript is spliced from 37 exons. Gene Ontology annotation, cellular component: endoplasmic reticulum. The record is from RefSeq and is a predicted model, not a curated record. The coding region runs from base 190 to 5097 and encodes 1635 amino acids.
ACGCACUCGGCUCUCGUCCAAGUCUUCCAUCUGAGUCUUCUCUUGCUUAGAAUGCCCAUGCCCCAGAAGCUUGGGUCUCUACUCGCUGAUCCAUUACCUGCUUCUUGUACUGUCAAUGGUGGAUCUACUUGAACCUCUAUAGUCGCGAAAUAUCCGAACCCGGUUCGAUUCUUUGGCGUCCCUUAAAAAAUGGGGACUCGUUCGAGAUCUGCGUUGUGGGUUCUGAUCAUCCUGGUUAGCCUUUUGGGACUCUGCGGUAUAGGUUCGGUUUGUGCAGAAAAUCGAAGACCCAAGAACGUGCAGGUAGCCGUUCGGGCCAAAUGGUCCGGCACGCCGCUGCUUUUAGAAGCUGGUGAACUAUUUUCUAUGGAACGGAAGGACCUUUUUUGGGACUUCAUUAAGGUCUGGCUUCAUACUGAGGAUGCCUUCGAUUCUCAUACAGCUAAAGGCUGCCUGAAGAAAAUAUUAGAACAUGCACGCUUUCUUUUAAGUGAGCCAUUGGCGUCGUUGUUUGAGUUAUCUCUUAUGAUGAGAUCAGCAUCUCCCAGAUUGGUGCUUUAUCGACAACUAGCAAAGGAGUCUCUUUCUUCUUUUCCUUUGGCUGAUGAGGGUAUCUCAAACAAUGUCAGCGGGGAAACUAUACACACAAAUGCAGAACUGCAGAUAAAAAAACCCGAUCCAUUGCUUGUUGGGGUAAAUCCAAAGAGUCCUGGUGGAGAAUGUUGCUGGGUGGAUACUGGUGGGUCACUGUUCUUUGAUGUUGCAGAAUUGCUAUUAUGGCUUCGCAAUCCUCCUGAAAUUUCUGGAGAUUCAUUUCAGCAGCCAGAACUAUUUGACUUUGAUCACAUCCAUUUUGAUUCAAGUGUUCAAAGCCCGGUUGCUGUCCUUUAUGGAGCUCUUGGAACUGAUUGCUUUAGGAAGUUUCAUGUCUCAUUAGUUGAAGCUGCCAAAGAGGGAAAAGUUAAGUAUGUUGUUAGACCCGUAUUACCUUCUGGCUGUGAAGCAAAGAUUGGCCGUUGUGGUGCUGUUGGCACAAGAGAUUCAUUGAACUUGGGCGGUUAUGGUGUAGAACUUGCUUUGAAGAACAUGGAAUAUAAGGCCAUGGAUGACAGUACGAUAAAGAAAGGUGUCACUCUGGAGGAUCCUCGGACUGAAGAUCUCAGCCAAGAUGUUAGAGGGUUCAUAUUUUCUAAAAUUCUGGAACGGAAACCUGAGCUGACAAAUGAGAUAAUGGCUUUCAGGGAUUACCUAUUGUCAUCAACAAUAUCUGAUACUCUUGAUGUUUGGGAACUAAAGGAUUUGGGACAUCAAACUGCCCAGAGAGUAGUUCAUGCUUCUGAUCCUCUACAGUCAAUGCAAGAAAUUAGUCAAAAUUUUCCAAGCAUAGUUUCUUCCUUAUCUCGCAUGAAGCUCAAUGAUUCUGUUAAGGAUGAAAUAAUUGCAAACCAGCGAAUGAUCCCACCUGGCAAGUCCUUAAUGGCUCUCAAUGGUGCCCUAGUCAAUAUUGAAGAAAUUGACCUGUAUCUGUUGGUUGACUUGGUCCAUCAGGAUUUACUGUUGGCUGAUCAAUAUUCAAAGUUGAAGAUUCCUCAUGCCACUAUUCGGAAACUCCUGUCAACUUUGUCUCCUUCAGAAUCCAAUAUGUUCCGCAUUGAUUUUCGUUCAACUUCUGUUCAUUAUCUCAAUAAUUUGGAGGAAGAUGCUAUGUAUAUGCGAUGGCGGAGCAAUUUAAAUGAGAUAUUGAUGCCGGUAUUCCCUGGACAAUUGCGCUAUAUUCGUAAGAACCUUUUCCAUGCAGUUUUUGUUCUUGAUCCAGCUACCAUUUGUGGCCUUGAGUCCAUUGAGAUGAUUAUGUCUCUGUAUGAGAAUAAUUUUCCUGUGAGAUUUGGGGUUUUAUUGUACUCUUCAAAGUUUGUCAAGCAGAUAGAAAUGAACAGUGGUCAGAUUUCUUCCUCUGCCAAGGAGGAUGACAGUCAAAAUAAGGAGGAUAUAUCCAGUUUGAUUAUACGUCUCUUCAUUUAUAUCAAGGAGAACCAUGGAAUUAAAACAUCUUUCCAAUUUUUGGGCAAUAUAAAUAAACUACGGAUUGAGGCAGAUGAUUCUGGAGAUGAUGCACCUGAAAUGCACCAUGUUGAAGGAGCAUUUGUAGAAACAGUCUUACCAAAGGCAAAAUCUCCACCUCAAGAUAUACUCCUCAGGCUGGAGAAGGAGAGAACUUUUAAAAAUGUGUCAGAGGAGAGCUCCAUGUUUGUGUUUAAGCUGGGUCUUGCCAAGCUGCAGUGCCGCCUCUUGAUGAAUGGACUUGUCUUUGAUUCUAAUGAGGAGGCUCUUUUAAAUGCCAUGAAUGAUGAGCUUCCCAGAAUACAAGAACAAGUUUACUAUGGGCAUAUAAAUUCUCACACUGAUGUGCUGGACAAAUUCCUAUCAGAAAAUGGUAUUAGUCGCUAUAAUCCACAGAUCAUUGCUAACGGCAAACCAAGAUUCAUAUCCUUGUCUACAUCUAUUCUUGGAGGAGAAUCUGUGCUGAAUGAUAUUAACUACUUGCACUCUCCUGGAACUAUUGAUGAUUUGAAGCCCGUGACUCAUCUUCUUGCUGUUGACGUUUCAUCAAAGAAAGGAAUGAAGUUUCUACGUGAAGGCCUUCACUACCUGAUAGAAGGUUCUAGUCGUGCUCGACUAGGUGUGCUGUUUAGUGUCAAUUUGGAUGCUCGUUUAUCUAGUCUCCUCUUUGUGAAGGUGUUUGAAAUCACUGCAUCAUCAUUUAGUCAUAAGAAGAACGCAUUAUACUUUUUGGAAAAGCUUUGCUCAUUCUACGAGCAAAGGUACUUUGCAUCUUCUGGAGCAGAUGACAACACUAAAGCAUUUUUGGAUGAGGUGUAUGAGCUUGCUGAGGUUAAUGGGUUACCAUCCAAGGCCUUCAGAUCUGCUCUUCCUGAAUUUUCUGUCAACCAACUAAGGAAACAUGCAAAUAAGGUUUCACAAUUUUUGCAAAGACAUGAAUUUGGUGCUAAUGCAGUCAUUACUAAUGGAAGGGUGAUGUCUCCCAUUGAUGAAAACAACUUUUUGAGCCAUGAUCUACAUCUUCUAGAGUCUGUGGAGCUUAAGCAGAGAAUAAAGCACAUUGUCGAAAUUAUUGAAGAAGUGAAUUGGCAGGACAUAGGUCCUGACAUUGUAACUAGUAAAUUCAUUAGUGAUGUUAUCUCGAUCGUGUCAUCAUCAAUGGCUCUGAGGGAUCGAAGUUCUGAAAGUGCACGUUUUGAGGUUUUAAAUGCACAAUACAGUGCCAUUGUUUUUAGUAAUGAAAAGGCUACAAUUCAUAUUGAUGCGGUUAUUGAUCCUUUGAGUCCAUCCGGCCAGAAGCUCUCUUCAGUUCUUCGGGCUCUGCAGAAAUACGUUCAGCCUAGCAUGAGAAUUGUGCUAAAUCCAUUGAGUUCCCUUGUUGAUCUUCCUCUCAAGAAUUACUACAGAUAUGUAGUACCCACUAUGGAUGAUUUCAGCAGUACUGACUAUACGAUAAAUGGCCCUCAAGCAUUUUUUGCUAACAUGCCAUUAUCCAAAACCCUCACCAUGAAUCUUGAUGUUCCUGAGCCUUGGCUUGUUGAACCCGUAAUUGCUGUCCAUGACCUGGAUAAUAUUUUGCUUGAGAACCUUGGUGACACAAGGACAUUGCAAGCGGUGUUUGAUCUUGAAGCUUUUGUCCUUACUGGUCAUUGUUCUGAGAAAGAUCGCGAUCCACCCCGAGGCCUUCAGCUGAUUCUUGGAACUAAGAGUACACCCCACUUGGUUGAUACUAUUGUGAUGGCUAAUCUGGGUUAUUGGCAAAUGAAAGUCUCUCCUGGGGUGUGGUACUUGCAACUUGCAUCAGGACGAAGCUCCGAGCUUUAUGUUUUGAGGGAAGAUGGUGAUGGAAGUCAGGAAAAGCCACUGUCAAAACAUAUUACUAUCAAUGAUUUGAGGGGCAAGGUGGUUCGAUUGGAAGUACUGAAGAAAAAGGGAAAGGAGAAUGAAAUAUUGUUGGUUUCUGAUGAUAAUGACGAUGCACUAGACAGGAAAGGAAAUGGCUGGAACUCCAAUUUAUUGAAAUGGGCUUCUGGCUUUAUUGGUGGCAGUGAACUAGCAAAAAAGAGUGAAAGCACCUCAGUGGAGAAAGGAAAGGGUGGGCGUCGUGGGAAAACAAUUAACAUUUUUUCUAUCGCUUCUGGACACCUGUAUGAACGUUUUCUGAAAAUAAUGAUUCUGAGUGUCCUAAAGAACACACGUCGCCCAGUUAAAUUCUGGUUCAUAAAGAACUAUCUCUCUCCUCAGUUUAAGGGCGUGAUUCCGCAUAUGGCACAAGAGUAUGGUUUCGAUUAUGAGCUAAUCACCUACAAAUGGCCCACAUGGUUGCAUAAGCAGAAAGAGAAGCAGCGAAUUAUUUGGGCCUAUAAAAUCUUAUUCCUUGAUGUUAUAUUUCCCAUUUCGUUGGAAAAGGUGAUUUUUGUUGAUGCAGAUCAGAUUGUCAGAGCAGACAUGGGAGAACUCUAUGACAUGGAUAUAAAAGGAAGACCUCUUGCAUAUACUCCUUUUUGUGACAACAACAAGGAUAUGGAUGGAUAUCGAUUCUGGAGACAAGGUUUCUGGAAAGAUCAUUUACGAGGAAGACCGUACCAUAUCAGUGCUUUAUACGUUGUUGAUCUGAAGAAAUUUCGAGAGACUGCAGCUGGAGAUAAUCUAAGAGUUUUCUAUGAAAGUCUUAGCAAGGACCCAAACAGUCUAUCCAAUCUGGAUCAGGAUCUUCCAAACUAUGCUCAGCAUACAGUACCCAUUUUUUCGCUACCUCAAGAAUGGCUGUGGUGUGAGUCAUGGUGUGGUAAUGCCACAAAAUCCAAAGCAAAAACCAUCGAUCUAUGCAACAAUCCCAUGACAAAGGAACCCAAGCUUCAGGGUGCUAGAAGAAUAGUUUCUGAGUGGCCAGAUCUUGACUUUGAGGCAAGACAUUUCACUGCUAAAAUCUUAGGUGAUGAAGUGGAUCUCCAAGAGCCAUCUUCUAAUGAAUCACAGAGUUCAACAAGGGACAAGUCAUUGGAGGAAGACCUAGAAUCAAAGUCCGAGUUGUGAGUAACAUACACACCAUUUCAGUUCAAAGUUCAUAGAAGCUUUUGAAGAGAUCUGAGUAUCUGAGGUGAAGAUGUCUAGUAUGCUAGGACGCUUGAGAGACCUUCAUCCCGACCUCCUGAUUUUUCUUCUUCCUCCCAUGACUUCUGCAGCCGAGGAACAAGAACAAAAAGUUGCACAGUUUUACCACCCGAUUUACUUGAGCUCGUGAUAGUGGUUCUUUUCACCAGUAAGUUAUAUGCUAAAAGAAGAUGUUUUCCCCUUGGCUGAUUCUUUUGCUUCUUUCUUUGGCAACUUUUUAGAAACCAAUAGAUCAGAAGAUGAACUCAAAGUCAUGAAUUUUGUACAAGUAGUUUUAAUGCUAUAAUCCAUCCUCGAGUUUAUUAUAAACGAGGUGCUCUAAAAGCUUUGAAAGAAACUUUCUUGAGGUAGUUUAUCUGGAGACACUUAAAAGAGGAAUUAAUUCGAGUGUGUUUCAUCUGAUUUCAGAUGGUUUUGAUUCUU